UUGUAAGCGAUACAAAAAAAGCGUUUAACAGAAUUAAAAUAAAACGGGGCUUGAAACGCUAAAGAAAACCUUUGAUUGUUGAAGUCGGUGUUGGUGUUGCUGUUGUGUUUUCUGCUACCGUCGCUGGUUGUUGUUGUUGUUUGCAUGCACCCACCAAAUGUUGCUACCGUAUCAAAAGUGCCACAAACUGAAUAUCAAUUGAUUUGAUAGGAGCAGAGUUGGAAAAAAGUGAAAUGUUUGCUGAAAUCCAGCAAUAAAUUUGUUGUGCGGGCAUUAUUUUCGGCAACGUAACUCUUUUUUGGAUUAUUUAAUCAGUUUAAUUGAUUCGAAAAUAAUUAUUUUGUUUCUUUAUUUAAUAUUCAAAUCGAUAAAUGUGUGCUUUGAAAACUAAAUAACCUAACCUAAUAGUGUCCAGUGUCCAUCAUAGAGAAAAUACCAUUUGUUUAUCGGAGAGAAAGAAAAGCCUUAUCACUAAUCGCCAUGGGCCUUAUUGGAUUUUGUAUUCACUAUGCCAUAGCACUGGUAAUAUUGAAUAGAGAAAUUUCACCAACUGUCGGUAUGCUAUAUCCAAGAGAGUCAGAAACGCGCGAGGUGCGCUCGCUAGAUGGCCUGUGGAAUUUUGUUAAAUCCGAUCCCACCAAUCCAACGCAGGGAGUCCGUGACAAAUGGUUUCUGGACGACUUGAGUCGGGUACAGGAUACGAUACCAAUGCCGGUGCCGGCUAGUUACAAUGACAUUACAACACAAAAUGAUUUGCGUGAUCAUGUUGGUACCGUGUGGUAUGAUCGGAAAUUUUUUGUGCCGCGAUCAUGGGCCAACAAGCAGAGAGUGUGGUUGCGUUUUGGAAGCGUACACUAUGAGGCAUUUGUGUAUGUAAACGGUGAAAUGGCUGUGCGCCAUGAGAUGGGCCAUCUGCCCUUUGAGGCAGAAAUUACGAAUUUAGUCAAAUACGGCGAAGAGAAUCGCAUAACCGUCAUGUGUGAUAAUGCCUUGAUACAAACCACAGUACCUCAGGGGAAAAUUACAGAGGUUUCAAGAGAUGAUGGUGUUGCCAUAGUACAAACUUAUACAUUUGAUUUCUUUAAUUAUGCCGGUAUCCACCGCUCUGUGCAUUUAUAUACAACACCCCUAACAUAUAUUGAGGAAAUGGAAAUUACCACCGAUCUGGCAAAGGACAAUAAUGUUGGUUUCGUUUAUUACAAAGUCAAGGCGAAUGGCACAGCGGCCAAUGAAGCAGUAAACAAUCUCUAUGUACGUGUUCAACUGCGCAACAAAGACGGUGCCAUUGUGGCCAAUGAAACAUCCAACAGCGAUUUGAAGGGUGUCCUAGAAGUACAAAAAGUUCUGCCCUGGUGGCCAUAUCUAAUGCAUCCCGAUCCCGGCUACCUAUAUCAAUUGGAAAUAUUCCUACAUGGUGAAAAUAAUGAAUUGCUUGAUGUCUAUCGCCAGAAAGUUGGUAUACGUACCUUAAGUUGGAACAAUACAUCGUUUAUGAUCAAUGGUCGACCGGUGUAUUUCCGUGGUUUCGGGCGGCAUGAAGAUUCGGAUAUACGUGGCAAAGGUUUGGAUUUAGCCUUGAUGACAAGAGAUUUUAAUUUGCUGAAAUGGAUUGGUGCCAACGCCUAUCGUACCUCACAUUAUCCUUAUUCGGAGGAAUCAAUGCAAUUUGCCGAUGAAAAUGGCAUCAUGAUUAUUGACGAGUGUCCCAGUGUUGAUACAGAAAACUUCAAGCAAGAACUGUUGGAUAAACACAAAUCAUCCAUGGAACAACUUAUACACAGAGAUCGUAAUCAUCCCAGUGUUGUGAUGUGGUCAAUUGCCAAUGAGCCCCGAACAAAUCAAUUAAAUGCAGGUUCAUAUUUCCAAUAUGUAGCCAAUCAUACCCGGGAACUGGAUCCUUCGAGACCAGUGACUGCUGCCAUUGCUGUGUCUUCAAAUGACGAUAAAGCUGCCAAAUUCUUAGAUGUAAUUAGUUUUAAUCGCUACAACGGUUGGUACAGCAAUCCCGGACGUUUGGAUAUGAUUACCAAACGGGUAAUAGAUGAGGCUACAAAUUGGCAUAAAAAGCACAAUAAACCGGUCAUAAUGUCGGAAUAUGGUGCCGAUACAGUGGAGGGAUUACAUUUGCUCCCCGCCUAUGUUUGGUCCGAGGAAUAUCAAACGGAGUUGUUUUCGCGCCACUUUAAAGCAUUCGACACCCUGAGGAAGCAACCAUGGUUUAUAGGAGAAUUUGUGUGGAAUUUUGCCGAUUUUAAAACGGCUCAAACCGUAACCCGUGUCGGUGGCAACAAGAAAGGCGUCUUCACCCGCAACCGCCAGCCCAAAGCCGUGGCCCAUCUGCUGCGCAAACGUUACUUUGCCUUAGGCCGUGAAGUGGAUCAGUGCAACUUCCCCGAAGAUCUCUUCACCUAUAUUGCCGAUGUGGGCCCUUCACGUAAUGCCAAACAUGACGAUGCCGAUUUAUAAUCGCCGCCUUCUGCUCGAGAGCCCAUUACUGCCAGUCGCUCUCUAAGUGAAAUUUUGUUCUGAACUUUCCAUUGCAUUUUUUGUAUGCCUAUUUCGUUAGUAUUUUCUAAAGAAAAUGUAUUAAUCUAAGUUAUUGAAAUUUUUUUAUAGUUGUAUGUAAGUAUAUUAAAACAACGUAUUUAUAUUUUAUUAUGUAUAAAAAACGGUUAUAUGUGUCUUUUAUGUACAUA
Molecule: messenger RNA, 2696 nt
Organism: Musca domestica (house fly)
Lineage: Eukaryota; Metazoa; Arthropoda; Insecta; Diptera; Muscidae
Product: beta-glucuronidase-like
Exons: 11
Coding region: 481-2466 (661 amino acids)
Biological process (GO): glucuronoside catabolic process; carbohydrate metabolic process
Molecular function (GO): beta-glucuronidase activity; carbohydrate binding
Source: RefSeq, a predicted model, not a curated record